Messenger RNA from Corylus avellana, 1643 nucleotides. RefSeq names its product SHI-related sequence 6 (gene SRS6). Gene Ontology annotation, biological process: positive regulation of DNA-templated transcription. Gene Ontology annotation, molecular function: DNA binding; DNA-binding transcription factor activity. The record is from RefSeq and is a predicted model, not a curated record. Gene Ontology annotation, cellular component: nucleus. NCBI's taxonomy places the organism in Eukaryota, Viridiplantae, Streptophyta, Magnoliopsida, Fagales, Betulaceae.
CUUAUGCAAAACCAAGACCUUUUCAAAAGGAAUAAACUUCAGUACAUAAGCUGAUGUACAUGUACUAGUACUUGUAGCUAUGGCUUGCAGGCCGCUGCAGCCUCACCAUCAAAGCCUCCAUAGUAAUAAUUCCUCUUUCUCUUUCUCUCUCUCUCUCUCUCUUUUCCUGCAUAGCUUCUUCAGUUACUCAUAGCUCACAUUCACCAAAAGAUUCUCACAUCAGAAUUCAGAUCACAUUCUGAUUUCCCUACAAAAAGAUUUUCCCAUCCUGUUUUCUUUUUAGUUAAGUGAAAAUAACUUAUGGGGUAGUUGUUAAUUGUAAUAUCAUUUCUGUGAUCACAAGCAAAUUUCCCAGCUGAUCAUAUGGGCAUGUUGGGCCUGAGAGACCUCUUUCUCAUAGCUCCAAGCUCUUCCAUGCACCAGCAAAACCAAACCAUUUCCUCUGAUCACCGCCCAAACAUUCCUCUGCCUUCCUCUGCCGCCCUUGGUGUUGGCCUCGGCAUUUUCCCGCUCCUCACCGCCACUCCAUGCAUAACUCCAUCAAACAAUGAUGGCUCUGAGAAAAUGGUGGAUAGCAGCAGUGGGAGUGGUAUGAGGGCUUGCAGGGACUGUGGGAACAGAGCCAAGAAGGAUUGCAGUCAUAGGAGGUGCAGGACUUGUUGUAAGAGUCGUGGUUACGAUUGUUCUACUCACGUGAGGAGCACGUGGGUGCCGGCGUCUCGUCGGCGGGAUCGGAAGAUGGUGGUGGUUGGCGGUGGCAGUGGCAGUGGUGAUGUUGAUGGUUCUUCUGGGUCUUCUGGUGUUAAAAGGUCGAGAAUUGUGGCGUCACCUCCUCCAGCAACUACUGCAUCCCAUGCUUCUACGUCUAGGAGUGGUGACAUUAGUUCUGCCCACCAAGAUGCAAGUUUUAAGAAGUUGUUACCGGGCCAAGUUCGUGCACCAGCAGUUUUUAGGUGUCACAGAGUCACUGCCAUUGGUAAUGGUGAAGCCGAGUUUGUCUACCAGGCUACUGUGAGUAUCAGUGGCCAUGUAUUCAAAGGGUUUCUCUAUGAUCAAGGGGUUGAUGAGAAAAAUGCAUUCCCAUGUAUUUCACAACAGCAUCUUGAUAGUAGUAGCAGUGGGAGGAAUAGGGAGUCCUCUUCUUCUCCAAUUGUGGUUCCAUCAAGCUGAUAAUUUCUCACUGGUGAUAAAUGAGAUUUACUUGUGCAAAACCAACUGGACAAGUUGAACAUCAGAAGUGGUUGCUGUAACUCAUCUUCUAAAGAAUAUAUGUAAAUAUAGAGCAUAUAAGAACCUCUACUGCUAAGUUUUUAUGUUAGAAAACAGCAUUUUACUUCGGGGUUUCAUGGCGACUGCAUGUAGUUGUGAAACGAAAACCUUGUCGUAAAUGCUCGAUUCGCUUUGAAAUUUCCCAUUUCCUGGCUGCCAAUCUUUAUAGGGCAUGCUUCUCCUCAAAGCUCAUUUGAAAGAAAAAAGAAUUAGAAGGAGGAUCUUCUGAAGUAGACAGUAGACUUAAAACCUUCCAAGCAGUGAGGCAAUGCAUAUAUCUAGCCAAUGCAUUUGAUGGUAGUCCAAUACAUCUCAAUCUGGAGGGAGAUUGUUUCAUGUGAAAACAUUUGGCUGCACUACAGAAAAUGAAAAAU